Molecule: messenger RNA, 1550 nt
Organism: Clarias gariepinus (North African catfish)
Lineage: Eukaryota; Metazoa; Chordata; Actinopteri; Siluriformes; Clariidae
Gene: lin37
Product: lin-37 DREAM MuvB core complex component
Exons: 10
Coding region: 511-1230 (239 amino acids)
Biological process (GO): negative regulation of transcription by RNA polymerase II
Cellular component (GO): Myb complex; transcription repressor complex
Source: RefSeq, a predicted model, not a curated record
AAUUGGGUUAAUAUGUAGGUAUGACGGUAUUUUAACGUAGUUAGCUAGCUGGCUAGCUAACAUCAGUUGAUUAGGUUAGCCUCUAGCUAGCAGUUUGAAUAUGUAUGUAUGAAUGAGUCAGCUGUUUCCAGUCCUCAUUCGGAUAGGCGUUUCAAACGAUUAAAAAUCCUUUACGCUUAAUAUAUCACAAACAGGACAGUUUAAGCAGCCAAUUAGCUUUCUAUUUGUAAUGUACAAAUGCCAAAUACAUUGCAUAGACUUACAAUUCCAGCUAACUAAGCACUAACGAGAUUAAACGCUGUUAUUUAACUAGCAAGCUUUACUUGGUUUAUACACGGAUGCGUCAUAUAGUGUUUGUUAAUCAGUUGCAUUCUUAACGCCUGCAAUAUAAUCUACACACUGAUCAGCCAUAACAUUAAAACCACAGGUGAAGUAGUUAAAGGAUUGGUUAAUGGAAUUGUACCAGAGAAAUACAAAGUGUUUGUGAGUAAGAACAAGUCUGCAGUCAAAAUGCUUCACAUGAAAGUUAAAAUGGAGAAGCCAGAUACGGACGGUACUGUUGCCCGAAAUCGCCUGGAUGCAGUGCUGCAAGGUCUGGUGGAGAAAAGUGACAGUGAGAGAGAUCAGAAUGAGGACGAUUCAGGAAAAAUGGUUGCAGACUCCAUGGGCAAGGACUUAUCCCCAUCCUCUCUUGGAAAAAGGCCAUCUUCACGCUUUGCACAACACCGGAGAAAGAAGCGCAAAGAGAUGGAGGAUGGCUUGUCUGAGACUAACCAACACAAACAAAACUCGUACAUUAUCAAGUUGUUUGAUCGCAGUGUGGACUUGGCACAGUUCAAUAGCAACACUCCACUCUACCCCAUCUGCAGAUCGUGGAUGAGGAACAACCCCACUGUACGAGAGAGACCAAUGUCUACUCCACCUCACAGUAUGGCAGAGGAGGAGGUGUCGGACAUGCUAAAUGGCAAAGUUCAAAAUGUUUACCGCCUUCCAACCCCUGGAUCUUGUCCUGUUAAUGAGUCUGGUGAUCCAGUCAACUUAAGGAUUCCAACCACAGAGAAACCCACCAUUAGCCAGUCCACAGAUGCUGCAUCAGGAGCCCCUACUCUUAUGUUUAAUCACAUGAAACGCUGGAAGAAAAUUAGACAGAAGUGGAAAGAGUCUUCUAAUAAGAACCAACUGCGCUACACUGAAAGCAUUAAAAUCCUGAAAGAGAUGUAUGAGCGCUAGCUCAUCCUUUUUCCCUGCGUCAGGAGACAGUUAUGGACUACCAUAUGCAACUUCAUUGAAGCAGAGCAGUGGGCUUAAGAAGCGAAAAUGGACUUUAAAAUCGUGCAGUUUUCUGCACGUUAUUUUAAUUUGUGAAUAAUCAAAUAUUUAAGUUAGUAAUGUUAGAAGGGCCUGCACUUAAGUAGCAAAAGCACAGGCAUGUAUUUUGAGUUUUUUUUCUUCUUUGAUGGAGGUUAGUUGAGUCAGAUGAAUGCAUGUUCUACAAUUUGAUAAUAACAAAAGAUAAUUUGUGAACAAAAUAAAUGUUCACUUUUUCCACA